Messenger RNA from Zophobas morio, 535 nucleotides. RefSeq names its product ATPase inhibitor mai-2, mitochondrial-like. Gene Ontology annotation, biological process: negative regulation of ATP-dependent activity. The record is from RefSeq and is a predicted model, not a curated record. NCBI's taxonomy places the organism in Eukaryota, Metazoa, Arthropoda, Insecta, Coleoptera, Tenebrionidae. Bases 92 to 421 code for a protein of 109 amino acids. Gene Ontology annotation, molecular function: ATPase inhibitor activity. Gene Ontology annotation, cellular component: mitochondrion. The transcript is spliced from 3 exons.
CGGCGAAUUUGACAUUUUCACAAAUUCCGGAAAAUUGUCACACGGACUGAUCAGUGCUUAGCGGUUUUACACUUACUUUUAUUUAUUAAGAAUGAAUUUUAUACGCAAUGCUAGACUGACGUCGAUAUCGGCGAACCCUGUCAAACAUCUUCGACUAAUGUCACAACUUGGAGACUUGGGCAGCGGAGCAGGCAAAGGCGGCGGUGGCGGCGGCAGCAUUCGUGAGGCCGGUGGAGCCUUCGGGAAGGCCGAAGCAGCGAAAGAGGAAGAAUAUUUCUAUAGGAAGCAAAGGGAACAAUUGUCGAAAUUGAAAGAUGACCUCAAAGACGAGAUUUCCUUCCAUGAAGAACAAAUUAAGAGACACCAAGAGGCCAUUAAUCGCCAUCAGCAAAGAGUGACUGACAUCGAUAAGAAAGAAUGAUUUUGAAAUUGUAAACAGCUUAGUAGGGAUUAGAAGUUAUAUCCAUUGAAGAUGUGUUUCCAGAUAUUCAUGUUUUGUUGAUAGGGUUUAUUUUGAAAUAAAGUGGCAUCAUUA